Molecule: messenger RNA, 762 nt
Organism: Gavia stellata (red-throated loon)
Lineage: Eukaryota; Metazoa; Chordata; Aves; Gaviiformes; Gaviidae
Product: scale keratin
Exons: 1
Coding region: 1-762 (253 amino acids)
Cellular component (GO): intermediate filament
Molecular function (GO): structural constituent of cytoskeleton
Source: RefSeq, a predicted model, not a curated record
AUGUCUUGCUACAGCGAGUCCUGCAGACCCUGUGGGGUGACCUGCCCUCAGCCGAUUGCCGAGAGCAACAAUGAGCCAUGUGUGCAGCAAUGCCCCGACUCCAGAGCCGUGAUCUUCCCCCCGCCGGCUGUGGUGACAGUCCCGGGCCCCAUACUCAGCUCUUUUCCUCAGGAGAGCGUUGUGGGAUCAUCAGGCCCAGCCUGGUUGGGGAGUUCCUUCAGUUCCCGAAGCUCCCAGGGCUAUGGGGGCUCCUUUGGCUUGGGGGGCUAUGGGGGUUCCUUGGGCUACGGGAGGUCACAGAGUUAUGGGGGCUCCUUUGGUCUGGGCGGCUAUGGGAGCUCCCUGGGCUAUGGGGGCUCCUCUGGCUAUGGGAGCUCCUUUGGUUUGGGGGGCUAUGGGGGCUCCCUGGGCUAUGGGGGCUCCUCUGGCUAUGGGAGCUCCUUUGGUUUGGGGGGCUAUGGGGGCUCCCUGGGCUUGGGGGGCUUCUCUGGUUAUGGGGGCUCCCGGGGCUAUGGGAGCUCCUUUGGCUUGGGAGGCUGGGGAGGCUACGGGGGCUCGCUUGGGUAUGGUCGUUGCCUAGGUUAUGGAGAUGACAUGGGCUACGGGGGCUCCCUGGGCUACUGGGGCCAACACGGGUCCAGCGGCUUUGGCAAUUGUGGGAGGUCCUACAGCUCGGGCUUCUCCUCCUGUGGCACGGGCUAUUACCUCCCUGGCACCCAGAGGUGGGGCAGGUCCCGCCGUGGGAGCUGCGGGGCUUUCUAA